UCGUAGUGCUUUCUUGGAAGUUUACAUAGAUUUGACUUAGGUUUUCUUUUUUUUCUAUAUAGUAUAGGGCUGCCUGCUGAAUUUGUGCGUGGAUCUAAGGAUUAGUAAUGGCGUCUACCACAAGCCAGCAAGUUGAUCGUGAGGGUACUCUGUACAACAGCCGCCAUGAGCACAAUAUCUGUUCAUAUGAAGGCCUUCAGCCAUUUACAUGCAGUGGGUGCAAAGAAUACGGAGCAAACUUUGGAUUCAAAUGUCAAUUAUGCCCCGACUUCGUAAUGCACAAGGCCUGUGCUGUGAUUCCUGAUGAGUAUGUUCAUCCCUUUUACAGCAAUUCCCCUCUUCAAUUUCGCCCCAAAACGCGUCUCCCAUGUCACCAUUGCAACGGCUGUAGGGAGGUGCUCAGAGGGUUUGUGUUCGAAUCCCCUUCUCAUGAUUUGAGGCUUCAUCCGCUGUGUAUGGCGCUUCCUAAAGUUCUCAGCUAUGGCGGCCAUAAAGAUCAUUGCUUGAAGCUUGUUGUUGACCAGAAGGAAAAGUUCAACUGUGCACAGUGCAGUAAGAGCAAUUCGUGCUGGAGGUUUCAGUGCGAGGAAACGGCAUGCAGGUUGUGGGUGGAUCUGAAUUGUGCGAAAGUGGAUUUUCAUGGGCUUUCAGAUGUUGGUAUCUCGAGCAUUGCACGCCGCAGUCGAAGCAGGCGUGUUCUUGAAAUGCUCGGUAGACCAAGCAAAUUUGUUCUUGGGAAAGUUAUUGAGGGCGCCGUUUCCGGUCUUGUAGGAGCAGCAAUUGGGUUAUGGUUAGGUUGAAGCUAUUCUAGUUCUAAAAUAUAUCUUUCGUAUAGCGUGUUAGUGACAGGUUAGUCAAUUGUAAUCGUUAAUUGCACAAGAUCGACGGUGAAAACGUGCGACUAACACGCGCGUUAGUCACUCCGUACUGCCUUUUUGGAAUCAGAAUAGACGCGUCUUUAUGACUAUGAGAUCCACAGAAUGUGACCUCAUAAUGUACUGUUUCCUAGUGUAUUUAUAAAUUUAAGUUUAUAGAUAUGUUUCUGGGUUUA
This is a messenger RNA of Cryptomeria japonica (Japanese cedar), 1051 nucleotides long. RefSeq names its product protein VACUOLELESS GAMETOPHYTES. The transcript has a single exon. The record is from RefSeq and is a predicted model, not a curated record. NCBI's taxonomy places the organism in Eukaryota, Viridiplantae, Streptophyta, Pinopsida, Cupressales, Cupressaceae. The coding region runs from base 108 to 800 and encodes 230 amino acids.